This is a messenger RNA of Asterias rubens (European starfish), 1776 nucleotides long. Its product is annotated as dynein regulatory complex subunit 5-like. Gene Ontology annotation, molecular function: protein binding. The transcript has 5 exons. Bases 162 to 1631 code for a protein of 489 amino acids. Lineage: Eukaryota; Metazoa; Echinodermata; Asteroidea; Forcipulatida; Asteriidae. The record is from RefSeq and is a predicted model, not a curated record.
CGCUGUAACUCUUGUUGUCAGGCAACCAAAACAAGUUGGCAAAUUGAGUGUGCAGUUGGCUGAUUCGCCUUAAUGUUUUGAACGGUUUUGAGCUAUCAAUCAAAUCUAAUCCAAUCCUGCUGAAUCCAAAUACCCACGACCAUCAUCUACAAGAAGUAACCAUGACAACCGAGCCACCAAUCACAGAUCAGGGUAGCACCCAUAGUAAGGAAGACGUUAACAUCAACAACAAUGCGAGUAAACCGGGAGGAAUACGCAGUGGAGCGCGUAAGUCCUUGCCGUCACCCCUCACCAGUGCGAGGAGCAAUGCAGCGGCAGAUAAUCGUAACAUGCGUCGGAUUAUCGCAGAGGAUCCUGAAUGGUCAUUGGCUACCGUUCCUCUCUUGACGGAGCUGAGUGUCACGCACAUUGUCAAUAACUUUGCAGAGCAUCCUAAGCUAGAUGAACUUCUUCCCAAGUACAAAUCUAAAGUCUUGGAGAAGAUCUCCACCAACCUUCCUCUGAAAGUCAUAGCUCACCUUGUCUCUGACGAGGGCUACUGGCAAAGAUGCUGCAAAUCAAGAUGGCAAGUUUGUGACGUCUCGAAGUACGCCGGCAGCUGGAAGAGGAUGUUCUUUGAACGUCACUUAGAGCACAUCAUCGAGCACUUCGUACCAGAGACAACUGACCCAACCCAGUUGAGUGAGACCUUACCACUUGCAAGUCCCUACAUCAAGCAGUUAAAUAUCAAACAGUUAUUGCCACCGGUUAAAGAAGAACUCUCCAAGCAAGUUGAGGACGUGUCGGACGCGGGGAGUGACGCUGGACUAGACGGACCCAGCAUGGAUCAUUUUGAAUUCAGUCUCGUCACUCAGAAGCUACCUUACCUUCAAGAGCUCCGUAUCACGUACGGGGUUCAAGACUGCGGAAUGAACUUCGAGUGGAACUUGUUUCAAUUCACGUCCCGCGACUGCCUCCUUCUCUCCAAAUGCAUCAAAUCUUGUCGCUCUCUGAAAAUCUUUCAACUCCAUAGGAGUAAAGUAGACGACGACAAAGUCCGCGUUUUCAUCGCGCAUAAUCUGGACCACCCGUCGCUACAGGAGCUUGACUUGUCUCAUAACAUGAUUGGAGACAGCGGGGCACGAGCCGUCGGCAAAUUUCUGAACGGGCAUUGCAUCCUCAAGAAAGUUGAUUUGUGUAACAAUCGGAUCCGAUCCAGCGGGGCUGCUGCCAUCGGCCAUGCCUUGUCAAAGAAUACAACAUUGAAGCAUCUUAACAUUAGACUCAACAGAUUGGGGGACGAAGGUGGGCAGUCUCUUUGCCGAGCCCUGGUCAAGAACACAACCCUUGAGGAGCUGAAUAUCGGAAGUAAUGAGCUGACUGAACCAACGGCUGCCAUUAUGGCUCAAGUUGUGAUCUCUAACAUCACACUAAGGAGAGUCAACUUGUCUUGUAAUAGACUUGGACCAGAUGGAGGCAAGCAGCUUCAAGAAGGCAUGGAGGAGAAUAAAACCAUCUUAGAGCUGGAUCUACGACUGACGGAGGUCGGACAAGAAUCAGAGUACUGCAUCAAUCAGAUCCUGAAGAAGAAUCAAGAAAGAGAACGGGAAUUAAAGCUGAUCGAGAAAGAGAAGAGUUCCUUGGAUAGAUAAAUUGUAUCAAAGAGGACUGCUAAUAGGAGACUUUCCAUUAUUAUCAAGUUUAUAAUAUUUACCGUCCAAAUUCAAGUAUUUUGUAAAUAAUUUUUGUAGCAGUUUGAAAACUUACCAAGGCCUGGAAUUUCAUCUUUGAGAGGGC